AUGGUAUGGAGCACAUAUGCUCAAACCCAUGUCGUAGCAGCACAGUAUUUCCGAAACCCCGACAACCUUGAUUUGUAUCUGAACAGAUCCAACUUCCUGGCCGACAUAAACAACGAACGACCACACCGCAACGACUCCUAUGCCACACAUCUAAAGGACUGGCUGGGACUCCAGAGUCUGGGGUCAAAAGGCAAAAUUGACUACCUUGAAAUCGACGGGGUCCAUAUGCAGAUUCCCGAGUCUCAGCUGCGAGCAGUGGCUCGCGCUUAUCUGGGUACUAUUGAUUACCCUUAUUUAUUCCAGCAUCAGGGCUCCUCUCACUGA
Sugiyamaella lignohabitans is the source of this 324-nucleotide messenger RNA. RefSeq lists its product as uncharacterized. Bases 1 to 324 code for a protein of 107 amino acids. Lineage: Eukaryota; Fungi; Ascomycota; Dipodascomycetes; Dipodascales; Trichomonascaceae. The record is from RefSeq and is a predicted model, not a curated record. The transcript has 3 exons.